Rotaria socialis is the source of this 555-nucleotide messenger RNA. The record is from the annotation of a GenBank genome assembly. Lineage: Eukaryota; Metazoa; Rotifera; Eurotatoria; Philodinida; Philodinidae.
AUGAAGCCUGGUGGACGAUGUCCAGUUUAUGCAAUAGAAUAUGUUGAUGAUCAAAAUAUCAAAAGAACCAUUGACUGUUAUGAUGACGAUGGAGAGAGUAAAGGCCUAUUGAAAUUAGCAGAAGAAUUGAAUAUUCAUGUACCACAAAAUUGUAAAUUAGUUGAGUUAAAACAGAUCGUGUCUGAACAUUCAGCCUUUAAAAAUGUUAGCAAACUAGAAAAGCUUGGAGCCAAAUAUGGUGUCAAAAUUAUUUUUGCACCGAAAUUUCACUGUGAAACCAAUCCUAUUGAAGGUUUCUGGUGUCAUUCAAAACAGUUUAUCAGAAAAAACACCGAUCAAACUUUUCAAGCAUUGGUUUCAUUAAUGGAAGAAGCAAAAGAAAACUUUACAGAAAGACAUAUUCAUUUGAAACUAUUUAGACGCUUUUGGAAAACGAUCAAAGCUUACAGUGAAGGAAAAGAUUAUUUAGAAGUAUUGGCAACUUUUUUCAGUGGUUUAUGUAAACAUAAAAUUCUAACUCAUCGUAAAAUUACGAAUGCUAAUAUCGAUGAUUAA